Messenger RNA from Microdochium trichocladiopsis, 318 nucleotides. RefSeq lists its product as uncharacterized. The coding region runs from base 1 to 318 and encodes 105 amino acids. NCBI's taxonomy places the organism in Eukaryota, Fungi, Ascomycota, Sordariomycetes, Xylariales, Microdochiaceae. The transcript is spliced from 2 exons. The record is from RefSeq and is a predicted model, not a curated record.
AUGCGCGCUGGCCGUGUCAUGGGCUGCCUCAAUAUUUGUCUCUGGCCCGCCCGAACGACUUCGUCUUCACCGCUUUGGCAUCCUCGUGAGGCCCAGGGCGCUGUUCGUAUCCACGCUAGUUGUGCAUGGCAUGCUGUCACUCGCAAGUCGUCUCCUUCAGCGGCACAGCUCGUGCUGGACGCAGUGCAGCCCUUUACGCCAGGCACGGGCAAUGCUGCAUUUGACCAGCAGAAUAUCGGAUCCCGUUUCCCAUGCCAGUCUCCUGAGGCUGUGCACAUAUGCAUGCGCGGACGAGUAUUAUUAGCCACUGGACCCUGA